Molecule: messenger RNA, 1859 nt
Organism: Gambusia affinis (western mosquitofish)
Lineage: Eukaryota; Metazoa; Chordata; Actinopteri; Cyprinodontiformes; Poeciliidae
Product: transcription factor 7-like 1
Exons: 8
Coding region: 307-1032 (241 amino acids)
Biological process (GO): canonical Wnt signaling pathway; regulation of transcription by RNA polymerase II
Cellular component (GO): beta-catenin-TCF complex
Molecular function (GO): RNA polymerase II cis-regulatory region sequence-specific DNA binding; DNA-binding transcription factor activity, RNA polymerase II-specific
Source: RefSeq, a predicted model, not a curated record
AAUCCCGCAGAGUGAGCAGGAAGAGGAAGUGUUGCCAUGGAGACGGCAGCGUUAAACUCCCCCAGAUUGUUUCUGUCCAGCUGAUGUGUAUUAGCUCUGAUUUGGUUUGAGGCUUUGCAGUAAAACGUUUCUGACAGCCGCCGCGGCAAAUCCACAGGGAGACUCAACCCUGACACGACCUGUGACCCCUCCCCCCCGGGGUCAGAGGUCAGAGUGCCGCGAGAUAGAAGAGAUCUGCAAGGAAAGCUUUGGAUGGAAACGGCUCAGAAAAACAACUCCGGCGUCUUUACUUAGACUUCUAAAAUAAUGGCUCAAGUUGUUUUAGGCAAAAACUAUAAUUUCAGGAAGACGCCGCCGGUCGCCACCAAACCCAGAUUCUCCGUCUGUUUCACCUCCUUCUGCAGGAUGGAGCAGAUUCUCACUGCAGAAGAGAUGCUGUUUAUGAAUGGACUGAGUGAAAAUGUUGCAGAACUGAACUGUGAUAAACAGCCCUCAUUCGACUGGCCCACUCAGGGAUCCGAGCUGCAGUACUGCAGUCUGACCAGCAGGGGGCAGAUCGACUCACACGCUGCCGCUGCUAGCUCCGUCCAUCCUCUGGUCCCCCUCCUCCUCCACAGCGACAGACACCUCCCCCUCCGCUCCCCCUACAGCCAGCCAAUCAGCAGGCCCGAUGCCCGGCAGACCGACCCUCCCUCCUGGACACGCCCCUGUUACCACGGCAACAGCGUUUCCAGGCAGUCGGUGAAGAAGCCGCUGAACGCCUUCAUGCUCUACAUGAAGGAGACGCGACACAAAGUGCUGCAGGAAGGACAGGAGAAGGAGAGCUCCGCCAUAAACCGCAUCCUGGGACGCCGGUGGCGCGCUCUGCCUCGAUCGGAGCAGUCCCGGUUCUACGAUCUGGCCCAGAAGGAGCGGCGGCUGCACAUGCAGCUCUACCCCGGCUGGUCCGCCAGGGACAACUACGGAAAGAGGAAGAGGAAGCAGCUGGCGGGAAGCUCUUCCAGGUCAGAGGUCAUCUGCAGCCAGGUGUAGUUCAAUGAUCUAGCUAAGAGUCAGACAGCAGCUGCUGGUAAAGAUUUUAUAGACGAUAAUCUGAAACUCUCCACUGAUGUACAGUAAAAAUGAGACGUGGUAAAUGUUUUGGAAUAUUGCAGCGUUAAGAUCUGAUUUGAUGAUAGCAACGUUCUUUAUUGUUCAAAUAAUGUUAGGCAAUCCUGAUCAGAUAUUGAUAUUGAAUAUCGGUCUGAUAUCGGCCAAAGAAAUGAGCAUCAGAUUUAAAAGGAAUGGAUCAAUAAUCUCAGACAGAAGCUGCUCCAGAUUUUGUGACCCGGUUCAUAAUAAAUGGGUCAGAUGUUUUCAUAAUGCUGUUGAUUAUCAUGUUUGGUUUGAGUAAUUUUAAUUGAUGAAUCGUCUCACUUUUCACAAUACAAAAUAAAUAUUAAAUCUAAGUUUCAUCCUGAUACUGAAUCAGAUAAAUAUCGGUAUGAUCACAGCUGUGAUAUCAGUAUUGAUUUGGAAAUGAAACGGUUUUUAUCGAAACACUUCUUCAUAUUAUGAGUGUGGAAUCAAUUUAAAUGUUUUAUUUUUAUAAAAAUUCACAUUUAAUUAAAUAUUUUCCGUUUAAUUCAUGUAAUCCAGAUAAAUCAUUUCAUUCCCGACUGGAAUUCAACCAACAACCUGACAGACCUGAAUGACCGUUUUGUUACUUUAGUUUAAAAUGAAUCUGAACAGGCUCAAAAAUAUUCAUACACCUCUAUUAAAGCUUCACCACAUCCUGGAUUUCUCUACGGUAUUCCAUCGCUCUCGUCUUUCACACUCCACUCCAGAAGGUGGCAGUGAUGCAGCUUCACUGGUUCAAC